UCAAUUUCUUAUCAAAGUAUCAAACUGUUUAAACGAAAUUUACUUUCAAUAUGAAACCACGGGAAGAUGAAAAUCUAAAAAAUAUCAGUGAAAACUCAUCACAGAAAACAAGUAGACCAUGAAUAUAUAAUUUUUUCGUACAAAAAUGAACAAAGAGUUAAAUGUGAAAUAGUGUAGUACAGUGUAGUACGUUUCAAUUUUAUGUCCCGUAUGAGUGGGUUUUCGGUAUACAGAUGUUUCCCCACUUACUGUUGCCAUUCUUAGACGUUCUGGUGAAUAGGACCGCUAUGCCACAGUAUACUAUAUAUACAGAAAUACUGUGGCUAUGCCCUCCAACGAAACUGUUUUAAUUAUUAUAACAGCAGGAGUCUGGCCAAAUGCGCCCAACUUAAAAGCAAGAAAGAGAGAGACUGUAUUUGUAUCAGAAGAAGACUCAUUCAUGUGGUUUGUGGCUGUGGUUGAGAUUGACUUUGGGAUUGUUUACUCGUCAAAGGUUUGAAAUUGAAAGGUUGACAGAAAGAUUGAACAUUGAAACGUUAGGUCAAAGAUCGAAGGCACGGGCGUGCAAUUUGUUUAUCCAUUUAUUGGUAUGAUAAGCAGUACACUUUUGAAACAAUACGUGCUGUAUUUCAAUAGACAUACUUUUCUACAAAAAUUCAGAUGCAUACAAUGGAUGAACAAACGAGCACAGCUCAAGGAAGCCUAUUGCCCAACAUCCAUCGAGCAUUUAGCCAAUAUUAUUACUCAUGGUUUCUGGAUUAUUCCCAGUAUCAUAGGAACGUUCGAGUUAGUUAACAGAUCUAAUGAUCGUGACCAUUUGCUCUCUGCCAUCGUUUAUGGUGUCACUUUGAUAUUCCUUUUCUCUGUUUCAACCAGUUUCCAUUGCGUUUUUUACUGCAAUAAAUACAGGCAGCUGAAGGAUAUUCUUCAUCGCUGCGAUAGAGCUAUGAUUUACAUCUUCAUUGCAGGAUCUUAUUUUCCAUGGUUGACACUAGAACAACUGCCACAAGAAGGUUGGGCUUCCCAGAUGCGAUGGAUAGUAUGGUUUCUAGCCGUCAUUGGUGUCACUUACCAACAAAUCUUCCACGAAAAGUACAAAAUGCUAGAAGUUAUUUUUUAUGUUGUUAUGGGACUUGGCCCCGUUCUUCCAAUAAUAGCUGAGCAUCAUUUUUUAGGAAUGAAGGAACUAUCCAUGGGAGGUUUACUGUACCUACUGGGAAUUAUAUUUUUCAAAUGUGAUGGUGUUUUGCCUUUUGCUCACGCAAUCUGGCAUCUGUUUGUGGUUUUAGCUGCCUAUUUUCAUUAUAGUGCAAUACUGGAUUAUCUCUACCCAGUAUUGAAAACAAAUUGAUAGUACUGCCAAGAAAAUCCCUUUUGAGUGAUUACUGAGCGAACAUUUUAUUUUAGAAUGACAUGAAUUAGAAUAUUUAUUUUAGAAAUAGUAUAUUUCAAUGAACUGACAUCACUUUUUGUUAAAAUAUUUUGUAAUUUAUAGUGUGAAUCUUUCUACAGAAAUAUCGAGUUCAGCUGGUCUGAAUUUUGACGUGCGCUCUCUUAUAAAACAAGCAUUUAAUUAGUAUUUACAAUACGUGUGGUAUCAAUUAUAUUUUUUAAUAGUAAAUAGCAACUCUCUAUGGCCAAGCUUUUGUAUAUAAUUCCAAUGAAACAUUGUUUAAUCCUGAGCGAUAGACAGAUAAAUCUGCUAAUAAAAUAGCAGCUGGAUAAAUGUU
Leptinotarsa decemlineata (Colorado potato beetle) is the source of this 1730-nucleotide messenger RNA. Its product is annotated as monocyte to macrophage differentiation factor. The record is from RefSeq and is a predicted model, not a curated record. Gene Ontology annotation, molecular function: pore-forming activity. Gene Ontology annotation, cellular component: membrane. NCBI's taxonomy places the organism in Eukaryota, Metazoa, Arthropoda, Insecta, Coleoptera, Chrysomelidae.